AUGCUCUAUUUGCGAAGUUCACAGAUGCUCCAGAUGUUGGAGAGCUCCUUAAGGAAAUAUCUUCCUGAGUCUUUAAAGGUUUAUGGAACUGUCUUCCACAUGAACCAGGGAAACCCAUUCAAGCUCAAGGCUCUGGUGGACAAGUGGCCUGAUUUUAACACAGUGAUUGUCCGUCCUCAGGAGCAGGAGAUGGCAGAUGACCUUGAUCAUCACACCAACACUUACCAGAUCUAUUCUAAAGAUCCUAAGCACUGUUUGGAAUUCCUUGGCACACCAGAUGUCAUCAACUGGAAACAGCAUCUGCAGAUCCAAAGUUCACAAUCCGGCCUAAAUGAAGCAAUAAUGAACGUAGCAGCUGGUAAGAUGGUCAAGGUCAAGAGAACACAGUGCGUUCUCUACAUGAUGCCCGAGACAGCAAAGAAACUGGUUCCUUUCCUGUUGGAGGAUGCAGAGCACUUAGAUCAUAAAUCUGGCAGACCCCGGGCUAUAGACCAAGAAAUGUUUAAACUCUCAUCACUGGAUGUUAUCCAUGCUCCCUUGGUGGAUAAAUUCUGGCAGUUUGGUGGUAAUGAGAAGAGCCAGAGAUUCAUUGAGCGCUGUAUCCGGAUCUUUCCUAGCUCAUGUCUUCUGGGACCUGAAGGGACUCCUGUGUCCUGGGCUCUGAUGGACCAAACCGGAGAAAUUCGAAUGGCGGGCACAGUGCCAGAUUACCGGGCACAAGGCCUUAUCUCUCACAUUAUUUAUGCUCAGACACUGGUUAUGGAUAAACGUGGCUACCCUGUGUAUAACCAUACAGAACAAGUGAACAAAGUCAUGCAGAAGAUGAGUCAUACUCUGCACCACGUCCCCAUGCCCUGUGACUGGAAUCAGUGGAACUGUGCACCUCUGUGA
Molecule: messenger RNA, 891 nt
Organism: Arvicanthis niloticus (Nile rat)
Lineage: Eukaryota; Metazoa; Chordata; Mammalia; Rodentia; Muridae
Product: glycine N-acyltransferase-like protein
Cellular component (GO): mitochondrion
Molecular function (GO): glycine N-acyltransferase activity
Source: RefSeq, a predicted model, not a curated record